AUAGCUCGCAGAAAGAGAUGCUUUUCAUCUGAAUGUGACGAGGUUGGUCAUCGUCAUGAACAUGGUGAAGUGAGAGUGAGGUUCGCUCCGAGUCCAACAGGUUUCCUACACCUGGGGGGGCUGCGUACAGCUCUCUACAACUAUAUCUAUGCUAAGAAUGGAGGGAGCUUCAUCUUACGUAUGGAAGAUACAGACCAGAGCAGACUGGUGCCGGGAGCUGCAGAGUCUAUAGAGGAUAUGUUGGAGUGGGCUGGUCUCCCCCCAGACGAGAGUCCCCGUGGAGGAGGCCAGUACGGUCCCUACCUCCAGUCCCAGAGGCUGUCCCUGUACAGCCAGGCUGCAUCCCUUCUCCAGACAGGGAAGGCCUACCACUGCUUCUGCAGCCAGCAGAGACUAGAAUUACUGAAGAGAGAGGCCCUACGCAGCGGACAGACACCCGCGGUAUGA
Molecule: messenger RNA, 447 nt
Organism: Salvelinus sp. IW2-2015
Lineage: Eukaryota; Metazoa; Chordata; Actinopteri; Salmoniformes; Salmonidae
Source: RefSeq, a predicted model, not a curated record